Molecule: messenger RNA, 564 nt
Organism: Fonsecaea multimorphosa CBS 102226
Lineage: Eukaryota; Fungi; Ascomycota; Eurotiomycetes; Chaetothyriales; Herpotrichiellaceae
Exons: 1
Coding region: 1-564 (187 amino acids)
Biological process (GO): positive regulation of DNA-templated transcription; mRNA export from nucleus
Cellular component (GO): SAGA complex; nuclear pore
Molecular function (GO): transcription coactivator activity
Source: RefSeq, a predicted model, not a curated record
AUGUCGACCUCGGGACCCUCAACUGAGACAGCGAGCACGAUCCCCAUCCCUCCCUCCCUCACCAGCUCCACCACCUCCUUACCGCCCGCGACCUCACAAGCCCUCAUUCAACAUCUCCGACAGACCGGCGCUAUCCCCGACCUCAGCUCUCUACUAGCGGAUAGCCUUGCCCGCACAGGCUGGACAGACCGCGUCCGCGCACUCGCACUCGAGUUACUCAGGAAUGGCUCAUGCGACACUUUUCCGGAGUUGAUGAGCGAAGUCAUGCGACGGGCCAAGUUGCCCAAGGAUGCCAAGGAGAAGGAAAGCAAGGAUGCGAAGACGAACGGGACGAGCACGCCCGCAACGACUACAACCACAGGCCCUGGAGCAGGAGGCCCAGCUGCGCUGAACGGCGCAGUGGUGAACAGCAACAACGCCAUUGCUCUUUCAAAAGAAUGGUCCGGCGGCCCGGAUGGAUUGCCAGAUGUAAGGAUACCCGAGGUCACUGUUGAGCUAGGGGUGGAAUUUUUGAAAGAAAAGAUCAAGGAUGUCGUCGAGCCGAUCGACGACGAUAGCGAUUAG